Aedes aegypti (yellow fever mosquito) is the source of this 1537-nucleotide messenger RNA. The record is from the annotation of a RefSeq genome assembly. NCBI's taxonomy places the organism in Eukaryota, Metazoa, Arthropoda, Insecta, Diptera, Culicidae.
UCGCGACAAUGGUUAUUUUCAACAAAUCAUAAAGAUAUUGGAACUUUAUAUUUCAUUUUUGGAGUAUGAUCUGGAAUAGUCGGAACUUCUCUAAGAAUUUUAAUUCGUGCUGAACUUAGCCACCCUGGUAUAUUUAUUGGGAAUGACCAAAUUUAUAAUGUAAUUGUAACAGCUCAUGCAUUUAUUAUAAUUUUCUUUAUAGUAAUGCCAAUUAUAAUUGGAGGAUUUGGAAAUUGAUUAGUUCCUUUAAUAUUAGGAGCCCCUGAUAUAGCUUUCCCUCGAAUGAAUAAUAUAAGUUUUUGAAUACUACCUCCUUCAUUGACUCUUCUAUUAUCAAGCUCAAUAGUAGAAAAUGGGGCAGGAACUGGGUGAACAGUUUAUCCUCCUCUCUCUUCAGGAACAGCUCAUGCUGGAGCUUCUGUUGAUUUAGCUAUUUUUUCUCUUCAUUUAGCUGGAAUUUCCUCAAUUUUAGGGGCAGUAAAUUUUAUUACAACUGUGAUUAAUAUGUGAUCGUCAGGGAUUACUUUAGAUCGACUACCCUUAUUUGUUUGAUCUGUAGUUAUUACAGCUAUCUUAUUACUUCUUUCUCUUCCUGUUUUAGCUGGAGCUAUUACUAUAUUAUUAACAGACCGAAACUUAAAUACAUCUUUCUUUGAUCCAAUCGGAGGGGGAGACCCUAUUUUAUACCAACACUUAUUUUGAUUCUUUGGACACCCAGAAGUUUAUAUUUUAAUUUUACCCGGAUUUGGAAUAAUUUCUCAUAUUAUUACUCAAGAAAGCGGAAAAAAGGAAACAUUUGGAACUUUAGGAAUAAUUUAUGCUAUAUUAACAAUUGGAUUAUUGGGAUUUAUUGUUUGAGCUCAUCAUAUAUUUACAGUAGGUAUAGACGUAGAUACUCGAGCUUAUUUUACUUCAGCAACUAUAAUUAUUGCUGUUCCUACAGGAAUUAAAAUUUUUAGUUGAUUAGCAACUUUACACGGAACUCAAUUAACAUAUAGUCCAGCCCUUCUAUGAUCAUUAGGAUUUGUAUUUUUAUUUACAGUUGGAGGUUUAACAGGAGUAGUAUUAGCUAAUUCUUCAAUUGAUAUUGUUCUUCAUGAUACUUAUUACGUAGUUGCCCAUUUUCAUUACGUUUUAUCUAUAGGAGCUGUAUUUGCUAUUAUAGCAGGAUUUAUUCAUUGAUACCCUUUAUUAACAGGAAUAGUUAUAAACCCUUCAUGAUUAAAGGCUCAAUUUAGUAUAAUAUUUAUUGGAGUAAAUCUAACUUUCUUUCCUCAACAUUUUUUAGGGUUAGCUGGAAUACCUCGACGAUACUCAGAUUUUCCUGAUAGCUACUUAACUUGAAAUAUUAUUUCUUCUUUAGGAAGAACAAUUUCACUAUUUGCCGUUAUUUUCUUUUUAUUUAUUAUUUGAGAAAGUAUAAUUACUCAACGAACACCUUCUUUCCCUAUACAAUUAUCUUCAUCUAUUGAAUGAUAUCAUACACUUCCUCCUGCAGAACAUACUUAUUCAGAAUUACCACUACUUUCUUCUAAUU